This is a messenger RNA of Aphidius gifuensis, 1177 nucleotides long. Its product is annotated as protein OPI10 homolog. The coding region runs from base 234 to 818 and encodes 194 amino acids. NCBI's taxonomy places the organism in Eukaryota, Metazoa, Arthropoda, Insecta, Hymenoptera, Braconidae. The record is from RefSeq and is a predicted model, not a curated record. Gene Ontology annotation, cellular component: nucleus; cytosol. The transcript has 3 exons. Gene Ontology annotation, biological process: protein import into nucleus. Gene Ontology annotation, molecular function: nuclear import signal receptor activity; Hsp70 protein binding.
UGUUCGACUAGCGUUUGGUUGCUGUUGUGCCGACAGUUUACUGCAUGCUAUAAUUGUCUAUUCUAAUAAUUGCACGUCGAGCAAAUAAAUUUUUUCUUUUAACGAUUAUUUAUUUGUUAAUUUAUUUACGAACACGUGGUUUAUAUUUUGUUUACAUUUGACAUACUAGUUUAUCAGUGAGUUUGUAGUUUUUUUUUUUUUUUUAUUUUUUUUUCGUUGUAAAUAAAAACAAAAUGCUUGGAAUUAUUGCAACUGGUCGUCUGGUACAAACUGAUUUUGUACAAGUUAGUGAAAAUAAAUUUUUAAUAAAUGUUCCUGAUGCUGAUUCAAUAAAUCAUAUUGUCGUUUUUUUAACUGGAACAAUACCAUUUGCUGAUGGAAUGGGUGGAGCAGUUUAUUUUAGCUGGCCAGAUCCAAAUGCACCACCAAAUUGGCAAUUUCUUGGUUAUAUAUCAAAUCAAAAACCAUCAGCAAUAUUUAAAAUAUCAAAUUUAAAGAAAAAUCAUGAAUUUGAAAAUAGCAAAUUGAGUAUAUUUGGUGAAAAAAUAUCUCAUGUUGCACAAAUUGGUAUAUCUGUUGAGCCAUUGAGUGUCAUUGAACCACAAGCAGCAGCAGUUGCAACAGCAACAUCAAAUACAUUUAUUGAUUUUUCACAAAAAAUGAUAACAUCAUUUUUAAAUUAUGUAUCUAGUUUUUCGAUAACACAAGGACAAAUGGUUGUUAAUCCAACUGAAAAUUUUGUACCAUUAUCUGUUGUUCAAGGAUGGUAUGAAACAUUUGAAAGAAGAUUACAACAAAAUCCAAAUUUUUGGCGAUAAAUUAAUACAAAGUAUUUAUUAAUUUUUAUGUUAAAACAAACUUUUAAUUUUAUUAUUUUUUCCUUAAGGAAAAAUAAAUUUAAAACUCAUAGAAAAAAUAAUUUUUCUAAUAUUGUUUUUUUUUUUUUUUAUCAUUUGUACGUAAUUAUUAUGUAAUUAAUUUUGCAAAACAAACAAUAGUCAGUGAAAACUUGAAUAAUUAAACAAGUGAUAUUUGAAUGAAUGUGAUAUUCAUCAUCAUCAUCACCAUCAAUUAUUUAUCCAUCAGUUUGUGUCCAAUUAUUUUUUUUUUUUUAAUCACUUGCAUCAAUUUAAUUUUCGUUUAAUAAAAUAAUAAAUUCAUUUAUUAUAAAAUACAA